Alosa sapidissima (American shad) is the source of this 9221-nucleotide messenger RNA. RefSeq names its product multiple PDZ domain protein. The record is from RefSeq and is a predicted model, not a curated record. NCBI's taxonomy places the organism in Eukaryota, Metazoa, Chordata, Actinopteri, Clupeiformes, Clupeidae. Gene Ontology annotation, molecular function: protein binding.
CUUGUGGCUUGUUCAACCCCUCCCAUCCAGGGCAGGCGGCGCACUUCAACUCUUGGUGCCGUUACUGCUGAAAAUGUGGAGGAUCGAGUUACAGCGCGGCCCAUUUUUAAGCCAGUCGAUGCGCCGUUAGCCGAAGGACAACAGAGUAGGACUGCCGUCCCGUCUCGAGAUACGGAAGGGAAGGAGCUGCUUCCAACUUUCAUGUAUUCAUUAAGGAGUAAUCACUGACAGGUCCUCCCCAUCAGCAGCAGCCCAGUUAAGAUGAUCGAAACCAUGGAUACCCAGCGUGCCUUGCAGGCGGUGGAGCGUCUCCAGGCCAAACUGAAGGAGCGGGGGGAGGUGCCCACCGAGGAGAAGCUGGGCCUCCUCAAGUCUGUGCUGCAGAGCCCCCUAUUCCACCAGAUCCUCGCCCUGCAGAAGUCUGUGCAGCAUCUCAAAGACCAGCAGGGGAUUGGGCUCCCGGUCCUAAACUCCGACUUCACAGAGCCCUAUGGCCUGGCCCACCAAAACGGCAGCCAUUUUGGACAGGACAGCUCACAAGUCAAUGGGAAACCCACCCAUGAUGAGUUUGAGCGCAUCAUUCGCUCCAUGGCCCAGGGUCGGUACGUGACCUCCAUUGACCUUCUGAAGCCGCUGUCGGGCGGCCUGGGCUUCAGUGUGGUGGGACUCCGCAGUGAGAACCGCGGGGAGCUGGGCAUCUUCGUCCAGGAGAUCCAGCUGGGCAGCAUCGCACAUAGUGAUGGUAAGCUGAAGGAGGCGGAUCAGAUCCUGUCCAUCAAUGGGCAGCCUCUGGACCAGACGGUCACACACCAGCAGGCCAUCGGGCUGCUGCAGCGGGCAGUGGAGCGGGUCCAGCUGGUGGUGGCCCGCGGGCCCAUACCCCAACUCUCCAGCCCCGUGGUGUCACGCUCGCCUUCUGCAGCCAGCACACUGUCCGCACACUCCAGCGCUACCCACUGGACCCAUGUGGAGACCAUGGAGCUGGUGAACGACGGCACAGGCCUGGGCUUUGGCAUUGUGGGGGGCAAGACCACCGGCGUCAUCGUCAAGACCAUCCUCCCCGGGGGCAUCGCUGACCAGGACGGUCGCCUGCACAGCGGGGACCACAUUCUGAAGAUCGGGGACACGGACCUGUACGGCAUGGGCAGCGAACAGGUGGCCCAGGUGCUGAGGCAGUGUGGCAACCGCGUCAAGCUGGUCAUCACCCGGGGAACAGUGGACGACGCCUCCACUGCUGCUCCACCUCCAGUCCUGGCAACGGUCACCGAGCAACAGGGCUAUGAGGAGGAGGAGGCAGCGAAGGACGCAUUUGACGUGAGCCUGACAAAGAACGCCCAGGGCCUGGGGAUUACCAUCGCUGGAUACGUGGGGGACAAGAACUCAGAGCCCUCUGGUAUUUUUGUCAAGAGCAUCACGAAAGACAGCGCAGUGGAGCAAGAUGGCCGAAUUCAUGUCGGAGACCAGAUCAUCGCGGUGGACGGUGUGAACAUCCAGGGUUCCACCAACCAGCAGGCCGUGGAGGUGCUUCGGCACACGGGCCAGACGGUCCACCUCAAGCUUGUCCGCCGCGGCUUCCAGCCUGACGAGUUUCCCCCCGUCGCCACGCCAACGCCCCCCAUACCCACCGCUCUGCCUGUUGCCGUGGAGCCCAAGCCACUACCCGCCCCCCCGCCGCCACCCAGAGAAAUCCCCAUGGAGAGGGAGCGGGAGAGGGAGCGACCGGUCACUCUCGCCGAGGCUAAACCAGCCAAAGCCACUGAAGAGAAGGUGUGCUCUGCCCUGGCUUCAGACUUCUCCAGCCAAGCGGUCACCGAGGCCAUCGACGCCAUUGACGCCGAGGUUAAGGAGGGAAUAAAGCUAACCGCUGUGGAGGAAGAGGAGUUGAUGAAGAGGUGGCAGAACGCUCUCGGGCCCAGCAAUGAAGUGGUAGUGGCCCAGGUUGAGAAGUUCAGUGAGAGCAGUGGUCUGGGCAUCAGUCUGGAGGCCAGUGGGGGUCACCACUACAUCCGCUCCGUGCUGCCAGAGGGGCCGGUGGGACGCUGUGGGAAACUCUACAGCGGAGACGAGCUGCUCGAGGUCAAUGGGAUCCCUCUUAUCGGCGAGACCCACAAGGAGGUAGUGAGCAUCCUCAAGGAGCUGCCCGUCUUUGUGUACAUGGCCUGUUGCCGGCCCGCCCCCUUGCUGCUGCUGCAGACGGACAGGGACGCCGGCCAAUUGGGGCUGGAGGAGGUCGCCACGGAGGCGGGUGCAAAGGUGUGCGCUGAGCUGGAGGACUUCCUGUCUCCCGGCGAAUCGGGGAAGGGCGUGGGUAUCGGCGUGGGCGUCGUUGCGCAGGAUGCCAGCAUGGCGGAGGAGCCUCUGGCGUCUCCCCUGGCCAUGUGGGAGACGGACGUGCAGGACAUCGAGCUGGAGAAAGGGGAGAUGGGACUGGGCUUCAGCAUCCUGGACUACCAGGAUCCGGUGGACCCGGCGAAGACGGUGAUCGUCAUUCGCUCACUGGUCCCCGACGGCGUGGCAGAGCUUGACGGCCGCCUGCUUCCUGGAGACCGUCUCAUGUUUGUCAACAAAACUAACCUGGAGGACGCAAGUCUGGAGGAUGCUGUGCAGGCCCUCAAAGGAGCCCCCAUGGGCAAGGUUCACAUCGGGGUGUCCAAACCUCUGCCUACGGAGGAUGAGGUCGGAGGGCCUUCGUCCCAAGACCUGUCUCUCGUCUUCACCAGUCUGGUGUUGAGAGGAAAGGACGAGCCGGCGGAGCCCACCGACGGCCUUCUAUUCCGGGCCGAGCCGGCUUUGAUUGAUGCCAAUGAGUCUGAUCUGACGGACGAGAAGCUUUUUGAGCGACACUUCCCUGAUGAGGAGGACGAUGCAUUCCAGGCGUCUAUGAUCGCUCUCCAUGGAAGCACCUGCAGCACUGACCUGGAUUAUUCAUUAACCAUGCCAGCGCCUACACCCCAGCGCAAUGGGCGUCUGGAGGCUUUCCCUGACUACCCCCCCUUCCUGGCAGCGCCCGGCGCGGCGGCGGCGGUCGACCUUGACCCCCAGGCGUUCACCCCCGAUGAGGGCCCUCUCCUCUUCUCCCAACCCCGGGUCGGGGGUAGGGUUCUGGGGCAGGGACAGGGGUUGUCUGGGCCGCCGCUGCCGCCGACGGGGCUGUUUGGCGAGCUCCAGCAAAACCAAAUGGAGUCGUUGACGGCCGCGUCAUCCGCGGUUGGAUUUUCGGGAGCGGGCAGCGCUAAAGCGGAGUCUGACACGCUAGCGCACAUGCAGAUGGACUUGAGCUUGUGUGAUCUGGGCUCUGGAUUGGUCCAAAGCUUGUAUCUCGCUGACAGUAAUGAGUUUGGAAAGGACGUCGGAGCCCUUAUAGAGAAGGUGGAGCCUUUGCCAGUCACCAUUGGGAGCAACUUUGAGAGGACAAUCACUGUUGUCAAGGGCAACUCCAGUCUCGGUAUGACGGUGAGUGCGGUGAAGGAUGGUCUGGGCAUGCUCGUGCGCAGCAUCAUCCACGGCGGCUCCAUCAGCCGCGACGGGCGUCUGGGCGUGGGCGACCUCAUCCUGGCCAUCAACGGCGAGCCCACGGCCAACCUGACCAACGCCCAGGCGCGCGCCAUGCUGCGUCGCCACUCGCUCAUCGGACCCGACAUGGGAUCUUCAGUUGCCACCGCUGAGGAAGAUUCGUGCCCCUUUUACGUUUUCACAUAUGUCCCAGCUGAGUACCUGGAUGAGUACAAGGCCAGUCUGCUCGAGAGAAAUGUUGCUGGAGGACGGUUUCCAGUCGAUACAUCAGAGGAUCCGCGGAGAGAAGUGUCAGAGCUUCCUGAGAGAGAGGAAGGGGAGGGGGAGGAGAGUGACUUCCAGACUGCAGCCUACAGCAACUGGAACCAGCCCAGGAAAGUGGAGCUGCAUCGAGAGCCUGGCAAGUCUCUGGGCAUCAGCAUCGUGGGCGGCCGGGGCAUGGGCAGUCGCCUUAGCAACGGCGAGGUCAUGCGGGGCAUCUUCAUUAAGCACGUGCUGGAGGACAGCCCUGCAGGACGCAACGGAACCCUUAAGACAGGAGACAGGAUCGUAGAGGUGGAUGGAGUUGACCUGAGGGAUGCCAGUCAUGAGCAGGCGGUGGAGGCUAUCCGCAAGGGAGGAAAUCCUAUGGUCUUCCUGGUCCAGAGCAUUGUCCACCGGCCACGGUCCCUGACCACAGACCCUGUGGAGGAGAGAUCACCACCUACCACACGGCCAGACAGUGACCAGGAGGCUGAGAGUCAAAGUAGACUUUUCCUCCGCCUCUCCCCGACUAACCCUUUCACCCCUACACCGUUUAAGCCGCAGAACCGGGAGAAGAGUUCCCCCACUGCCUCUCUGUUGCCCCUGCCCGUGGUUCCCCACGUCGGGGAGACGGACACAGACACGCUGAUCGAGAUCCCCGACCGGAUUGACUCGGGGGAGGAGGACGAGUUUGGCUACAGCUGGAGUAAGUGCAAUGCUAUAAAUGGACAGAUUCUAUAUGGCCGCAGCCAUCAGAACGCCUCGUCCAUCAUCAAAAGUGCCCCGUCCAAGGUCAAGAUCAUCUUUAUCAGGAACACGGACGCGCUCGACCAGAUGCGUGGGGCCGUCAAGGAGUUCGGAGACGCUCUGGAGUCCAGCGCUGAGGAUCCAGGAGUGCCCGCUGCAGUCACCCCCCCAGCGACAGAUGCCGACAUGUUCAAGUGUGUUCAGCACAUCGUCCUGCCCAAGGAUGAAGCUGGAGUGGGUCUGUCCUUCAGUAGGGAAGAGGACACCAUGGGCGGAGUGCUGAUCCUCAACAUGCUUGAGUCUGGGCCUGCAGCAAAGGAGGGCUCCAUAAGAGUGGGUGACCGACUCAUUGCCCUUGAUGACGAGGUGGUGACAGGAUACUCCGUGGACAAGGUGAUGUCAUUGCUAAGGAAAGCCAAGGGUCCAGUGAAGGUGUCGAUAGCCUCUCAAGACCCCGCCCACCUCUCCUCAUCCUCCACCAAUGAGAGCAGAGCGUCCGACGGAACCCUCAAUGCCCCGCCCACUGUCCCUCAGCCAACCCUGAGCCUGCCUGAGUUGGAGCCAAUUAGGAGUUCAAGCAGGUCGUCAACUCCGGCCACACUAGUGUCCGAUCCUGUGACCUGUCCCAUCAUUCCCGGCUGCGAGACCACCAUAGAGAUCUCCAAAGGACGCACGGGACUGGGCCUCAGCAUUGUUGGGGGCUGCGACACUCUCCUGGGUGCCAUCAUCAUCCAUGAGGUCUAUGAAGAGGGGGCCGCCUCCAAAGAUGGCCGACUGUGGGCUGGAGACCAGAUCCUGGAGGUAAACGGCAUCGACCUGCGAAUGGCGACUCACGACGAGGCGAUAAACGUCCUGCGCCAGACGCCGCAGAGGGUGCGCCUGAGCGUCUACCGGGACGAGGGCCAGUACAAGGAGGACGAGCUGUGGGAUGCGUUCACCGUGGAGCUACAGAAGAAGCCGGGACAGGGCUUGGGACUCAGCAUCGUGGGCAGAAGGAAUGAUACAGGGGUGUUUGUGUCGGACAUCGUGCGGGGCGGCCUGGUGGAGUCGGACGGGCGGCUGAUGCAGGGCGAUCAGAUCCUGUCGGUGAACGGAGAGGAUGUGCGCACGGCCACACAGGAAGCUGUGGCCGCACUGCUCAAGUGUUGUGUGGGGUCCAUCUCGAUGGAGGUGGGACGUUUCAAGGCUGGACCAUUCCACUCCGAGAGAAGACUCUCGCAGAACAGCCAGCUGAGUGAAACAGGCAGCUACAAACUCCCUCCCCACUCCCUCUCUGGGUCGAGCAAUCUCCAUGGAGAUUACGAUAACCCCCGCAGAAGUCAUGAAUCUCUCUACCAACAAGACAUCAGAACCGUUGAGCUCACAAAGGGUCCGACCGAUUCUCUGGGUAUCAGUAUAGCGGGGGGAGUGGGCAGUCCUCUGGGUGAUGUUCCCAUCUUCAUCGCCAUGAUGAACCCCACGGGAAUGGCUGCACUCACACAGAAACUCAGAAUUGGGGACAGAAUCAUGAGCAUCUGCGGGACUACAACAGAGGGCAUGACACACAGCCAGGCUGUCAGUCUGCUCAAGAACGCAAGCGGACCUAUUGAGCUACAGGUGGUAGCCGGUGACACCACAGUGACCAGUCCUACUCCGGAGCAGGCAGCUGCUGGUCUCUCAGUGUCAGGCCUAACAGCCAGCAGCAUCUUCCACGACGACCUCGGACCCCCCCAGUAUAAGAGCAUCACACUGGACAGAGGGCCUGACGGUCUGGGCUUCAGCAUCGUAGGGGGGUUCGGCAGCCCCCACGGAGACCUGCCCAUCUACGUCAAAACUGUCUUCGGAAAGGGUGCGGCAGCAGAGGACGGACGUCUGAAGCGAGGUGAUCAGAUCAUGGCGGUGAACGGGCAGAGUCUGGAAGGGGUCACUCACGAGGAGGCCGUGGCCAUCCUCAAGAGGACCAAAGGAACGGUCACGCUCACUGUUCUCUCAUAGGCGUGCACGCACAAACACACACACACACACACACAAACACACACACACACACACUUUACUUCACUGUGCAGUCUCACUACACUCUGUCGUACUAAACAGACACCUAAAACACACACAAACUUGCUGUGACGUAACUGUGACGUUGUAAGACACAGUCAGUCAUGCACGCAGUUCGCCGUCAAGGAGAAUCAUAUGCACAUAAAGAGUCACUGUGAUUGUGUAGAGAAACACUCCAGUACACACACAAACACACACACACACGCACAGGCCGCACUGUGAAAGAAAAUGUUACUGUUGAUAACACAUAUUUCCUAGGAGCAUGAGGUCACAUGCAAAAGCACACACACACACACACACACACACGCACAAAGCAAAGCAUCAAAAGCCAUAAAUACAUCUUGAUUUAUUUACACAGGGGAUAAGCCCUUCUGGAAUAGGCAUGAUUUAUCUGAGAGGGUGUGUGGAUGUGUGUGUACAGGUGUGUGAAUGGGUCAACGCACAUGUUGGCCGACAAGUACAUACUCACACCCACAUGCAGGGGAAACACUCCCUCUUACAACAGACACAUACACACACACACACACACACACACACACACACACACACACACACACACACACACACACACACACCAUGUUUAGCCUGUAAUUGAGUCACAUAAUUUCUUAGAAACAAUCAUUGAUCUUUUAUUAUAACCAUUUCCUUAUUAUGUCAUUAGCAGCACCUUCUGGUCAAGGUGCAGCCCAUAUCUGGGCCAAUUGAGGCUAUGUCCACAGAUAGUUGGGUAUUUCUAAUUUUAGCCUUUCAUCCUCAUGAAAACAGUUAUUUUCAAAAACUCAUCCGGUUUUAGUGUUUGCGUGUUGACAGGGAAGACAGUUUUUGGAUUGUGAUGAGAUAUGUUUCCCCUUUUGUUUGUAAAAUUGUCAGGUCUCUGAUUGGCCAACAUCGACAUCUGUUUGAUUGAUGUUUUUUAAGAAUACCCGGCUACGUGUGGACAUAGCCUGAGACACUUGUUUCACCUCCAGAUUGCAAUCGUUUUCUCUGAAACAACGCAACUAGCGAAAAAGCUAGAUUGCUGAAACACAAUUCAAAAGGCAGAAAAAAGACCCCAUGCACCUAUAAUCACACUCAAAGUUAAAAACAAUAACGAAAACAAACGUGUCUCAGCGUGAACGCCACCUGAUUCACUUCAGUAUUGUAACUCUUGAGUCCAAUUGGACUAUAGCCUGCUGCUGUCAUAAACCUGUAUCUUAACCAACCAACACUACUGUGCGGAAGGUUUGCGUUGUCUUGUAUUUGUAGAAUGUACAGCAAGUAAGGCUACCACAUUAUACAAGCUGUUUUUUUUUUUUUAAAAAAGAGUUAUUUCCUAUAUUGAAUUGAUUCAAAUAUGACAUAUUGUUAAAGGAUAGUCUGUCAGAAUAUUCAAGCACUGAAACAUUAAGGUCACACACGUGGACUGUAGACAUGGCGAAAUGUAAUAACAAUGCCGGGCAACGACAAUCCUGGAUUCAUGGAUAUUAUCGUUACAUUUGACUAAAUGGAUCACUGGUGAUUUUUAAGAAUGUACCUAAACGGUUUCUGAUGAAGUAUUUCCCUAAGCUGUCCCUCUAGUGUUGUCGUUGUUUUGAAGUGUUUGUUUGUUUGUUUGUUUGUGGAUAUGGAUAUUCUUACAUGAAGUACACACACUCCUGUGAAGAGAGAGUAAACGAAGAAUGAGAGAAAUGUAGUUGCUGCUUUAGACUCUACUGUAAAAAAAGAAAAGAAAAACAUGUUUGUUCAGUAUUUUAUCUUUUAAGUGUUACUUUGUUUGUUUUUUUGUUUUUUGUUUUGUUUGCUCAAUUAUUAUGCCUGUAUAAUUUUUAAAUGUAAACAGUUUGUCUAAUAGAUUAUGAGUUGAAGAUAUAAUGUUUGCUUGUAAAAUACAACACCGUUGGCUCAUAGAGGUCACUAUUGUUUGAUGCACCAUGAUGCACGCUCAUCUCAUAUACUGUACUCACAGUGCAUUAUCCACACAUCCUCCUGAAGUACAUGCUACGUUCACUUACAUCAUACUCAUACCAUGUAAAUAGAAAAAGCAUUUAGCUUGGCGAAUGCUAAAGUCGAGCUCUGAAAUACCACAUGGUUUGUUUUCAUGGUCCAAGAGCAACUGUCAUAGCACUUGUGAAUUAGGUAAGGGUUAGAGAAGGAGAUUACAAUAAGCCAUGGAUUCCCAUAGGACUUUAGACACACACACACACAGACACACACAAAGGCACACACACUCACAAAGCUUCUUUGUGUUGUGGCUUAUGAGAGAAUCUGCCUGUAUUGGACCAAAUUAAGCUCUUUCAUCUUCAGAUGACUGUACCAAGCAUCCAAAUGGUCCAAUUUUCUUGUCUAAUUUGAUAAGACAACAAACACACACACACACACACACAAACACAGAUUCCCUUUCAUUGACUAAUGGCUCCAUUAGUGAGAUGGUAGCAUAUUGUCUGAAAGUAUUGGCAACUAUUUCCCCCCAAUGAGCCACGCUAGAAUUGUAGUGCCUUAGUAUCAGCCCCACUAGAUAGACCACUUCAAUACAUGUAAAUGGAUGAAAAUUGUUUUUUUAAAGUCAAAUUGAGAGAAGUUGUAUUAUUUGGACGGCGGCACCAGGAGUAAAGCAGCACCUGCACCACGGUCAUCUCCCCCUCACGGCACCUGCCACAGUGUUACGUUACUCUGCAGCUAAAUUAAUAAAAAGUGACCUUCUGACCUCA